AUGGGAAAGGCAAAGAAGACGCGCAAAUUUGCGGCAGUGAAGCGUACAAUUAACCCGAAGGAUCAACGGCUGCAAAAUAAGGAAGUAAAGAAGCAGAAGAGGCGAACGGAGAAGGAGACCGUUUUAAAGGAACACGUCCAGCACAAUCCCGAUCAAUUCUUUAGCUACAACACAAACCUGGUGCCUCCAUAUCAAGUGCUGGUGGACACAAACUUCAUCAAUGGAGCUAUCCAAACCAAGCAGGACGUAUUGCAGGGCCUUAUCACCUGCCUUGUAGCAAAAUGCGAUGUAUGCGUGACAGACUGCGUGGUGGCCGAACUCGAGAAACUUGGCCAUAGGUAUCGGUUGGCCCUUCAUCUGGCGAAGGAUCCGCGGAUAAAACGCCUCAAGUGUCUGCAUUCUGGGACGUACGCUGACGACUGCAUCGUGCAAAGGGUUACAGAGCACAAGUGCUAUCUGGUGGCAACAAAUGAUAAGGAUUUGAAGCGUCGCAUCCGCAAGAUUCCUGGUGUCCCCAUUGUGUAUUUAAAGGGGCGUACUUUUGCGGUAGAACGGCUCCCAGAGGCAAUCACCGCACUGCCUGCUGCCAAAUCAGCAAUCCCAAAAGUGUGA
Messenger RNA from Eimeria mitis, 612 nucleotides. Its product is annotated as rRNA-processing protein FCF1, putative. The transcript is spliced from 6 exons. NCBI's taxonomy places the organism in Eukaryota, Apicomplexa, Conoidasida, Eucoccidiorida, Eimeriidae. Gene Ontology annotation, cellular component: nucleolus; small-subunit processome. The record is from RefSeq and is a predicted model, not a curated record. Bases 1 to 612 code for a protein of 203 amino acids.